UUUUUGCUUGCAGAAGUAAAUUAUUGAUUUUAUUUCUGUGAAUUAGUGGAGAUAAAUCAUCAAAUAUAUUUUUUUUUAUUUAUGGACCACUGUAAUAAUUUCACAUUCAUUUCCAUAAAUAAAUGAGAAACUUACCUUUGAUAAAAGCAUAUUCUCCAAUACUUCACAAUGAAGUUUCCUCGUAAGCUGUGUAGAAUAAGAAUAUUUAUGGAAUCUUGUACAAUAUGUGAUAACCUAUUUUCAUCAUUUAUGAAAAUAUUUAUUUGAAUAAAGUGAAGCAGAAAAAGAAGCAAGUGGAAGGAUAUCUCAAUUUUUUGGAAGAGAUUGAUUAAAUGUUUGCUGAACACUGUCAUAUCCUACAUUUUUUGCUUUUGAUAUUCUCAUUUUGCCCCUCGAAGGAGAAUAACAGGCAUUUCAUAGUUGUGAUAACAAGAAACAUAGGACAAUGUGGGCAGAUUUUUUUUUAUUCAACUUGAAUGUUGCUCAAAGCAACAUGUCAUAUUUUUUUUAGAAUUCGUAACAUCUCAUUAUUUUUAGAGAAUUCUCAUCACUUUACAUUUUACUGAUUUGAAUGUUGUAUCAUUUUCGAAAUUCAUUCCUUGAAGUGCAAACAUUUGAAUAUUUUGUGUUUUCAUCAAUCCACUAAAUUUUUUGAGAUACUUUCAAUCCAUUUUCGUUCCAUUGUAUAUUUGUCUGUCAAAAAACAUUUCAUUCUCAUUCAAUAAAACGAAGAAUAUACAAAAAAACCAUCUCCCAAGUAUUUCAUUUUUAAUCAUAGGAAUCUACCAUCACACCCGAAAUAUUCAACCCAAUCAGCUGAUAUUUAAAGGUAGGUUGAAUAAUUUUCAAUUCAAAUAUACUGUUUACAUGUGAACGUCAUUAAAAUUUGAAAAAUUAAUAAAGAGCCUUUCUAUGUUUCGACUUCUAUCAAUUUGACGAAUACCAAAUCAUUUUGCAGUUAUAAUUCCUAAUGAUCCUUUAUUUCCUUAACUCGAACGAUAAUAACUCCUUUCCAAGAUCACCUGCCAGGUAUCUAUCGUACGAGAUUAGUUCGAGUUCACGAUCUGCAAAAUUUAGGUGGUAGCGAACACAAUUUAGUAGGGAAGGGAAAGUCCUUUCUACGACUUGGGUACGUGCGGCGUUUGGCGGGAAGGACGAAUCUUGUGUACGCUCUUUGGGCGGGGCUACACGCCAGCUGGCAGACGAUCAGCGCGCCAAACACAAUUUUCCUCCGCGUCGAAAAUAGUUCCGUCAUGUUAUCACAAAUAACUCUGUGAAAUCUGCGAUAAUUAUUCAAACUUCAAUUGAUUUCAGUUACCAUUGCGAUAAUUAUCCAUAUUUACGCGAUAACUUGUCAGAAUACGGGAUAUUUGACAAUAUACGUUCCACCUAAUGUCGGCGUAGGGAUAUCAGAGUGGCGUCAGCUAGGCCUCAGCUGUUUCCCGCCAAACUCCUCUACCAGAAAACCGCUGUGAGGCGUAGCGUAUGUUGCUUGUCUCGCGCUUCGUUUUGAUAUUAGAAAUUAGUGAUAAAAGAAAACUUUGAAAUUUGUUUUGACAACCAUCUGUACUUAGUGCGUUGAAAAUGUCUAUCUAUGCGGGUGAAGAUAGAGUGAUUUUCGAAGGUAGCGUGGACGUGAAAAAAGAUAUACUGAGUGAUUUGUCCAGCAGGAUAAACAAGGGCGGCGAGCCACCGACGCCAUCCAUGGAGGCGGAGAAGCGGAUCCGAAGGGAGAUCGCGAACAGCAACGAGCGCAGACGGAUGCAGAGCAUCAACAACGGCUUCCAGUCGCUCAGGUCGCUGUUGCCGCACCACGAGGGCGAGAAACUCAGCAAGGCUGCCAUCCUUCAGCAGACGGCCGAGUACAUCUACAACCUGGAGCAGGAGAAAACGAGACUGCUGUCACAGAACUGUCAAUUGAAGAGGCUGGUCAAUCAGCACGAAGGAGGCGAGCUGCCGCCCAAGAAACGAAAGACGCCGGAAGUUAUAAUGCCGACGUCUACCAAAGCGAUGGAGGAGGAUAGCGCCACCGAACCCUCCCCUGUCGGUCUCAUAGCUCUGACCGUCACCGGAUCAGCCUCCAACGACAGCUCCGCAGAGAUCAAGAGACAGCUGGAGAAGGAAAGGAGCCUCCGCGCCAUACUCGAGAAGCAAGUCCAGCAGAUGGAGGUGCAACUGUACGAGCUCCAACAGCAGCUCGGCCAGACCCAAGUCUACCACGUGGAGGACAACGACGACCUAUCGCUCCAGCUCGUCGCGGCGGACAGCAUCCCCACCGUCGGCCACACUCAGACGGUAGUCUGUUCGCCGGUUCGAUCCAGGACAGUUUCCCCCGAACCGACGGAGCCCCACUUCGACGCCCCCGAACAGCAACGGCUACCCUCGGUGCUCGAGGCCGCCAUCAAGGCCGAGCCCAAGGUGGAGGUGGAACGCCUCCCCUCGCCCCACGCCGAAGAGACCUCAGCCCCGGGUCGCUUCCUGCCCAGCAGGUCGCGGCAGAGCCUGGAGACCAUCGUCGAGGCCAUCAGGCACCUGGAGGGCGACCACAUGUUCGGCGAGGAACCGCAGCGGCCCCAGGAGGUGCCGCUGGCGCUCACCAAGAGGCCGAUGACGACGUCCGCCGACCACCUGCAGGCGGAGAUGAACACGUUUCUCGAGUUCAGGGGCCACCACGGCCAACAGCACCGGCCCGGCGUCAUAGUGGUCAAGCAGGCGUCGUGAUCUCGCAUCAUUCGGUACGCGCGCGGCGCCCCUCUGCCGGGGGGCGCCAUGGGGCGGAUUCCGCCGGGCGGCGUUUAAGGCCGUCCGGUUCCUACUAAGGUUCCCUAUUAUUUUUUUUUGUCGUCUUCGAAUCUCGAGUGAUUGCGGGUGCUGGAUCCGCGUUUUCUUUUUAGAUAGACUCCGAGAUUUUCGGUUCGUUUGCCCGUCAAGGUCGCAAAUUUAGGUAGCCUUAAAGGUGUUUGCACGGUUGUGGAAGGGUACCCCGAGCAAGUUCUUAAUACUCUUGUAAACAUCUCUGUUGGUCAAGGUUUUCUUUCUUAGCUUCAAGGGUGUUUACAGAGAUAACGUUAAGUGAUAUUCCCGAACAAGUUGAUGAUGGUAUUUUUGAUCUUUAAGCUAUCGUCUCACCAUAGCCACAAAUGUCAUUUGUCCAAAGAAUACCCCCAAAAAUAUCAAAUUUCAAUUCAAUAGAAUUGCAAAUAUCUAAAGUUAGGUUAAAUUAGGUUAGUUCUUGGUGAGUAAAAUCGUAAAAUAUAUUGAGAAAAUUGACAGAUACAAGUUCGGAAGCAGAAACCUUUGGACGAUAACCUUGUAAGCACCUUUGAUUCCUACCAAUGUUUGCAGUAAACCCGACUUGGAUGUUUCGUAACUCUUCGUGAUCAUCCCCAGUGAGACCUAAGAGGGCAGACGGGCCGGAUGGUCGGUUGAAUUUUUGUAUAUGUAAAGUUUAUCAUGACGUUUUUUUUUUAUUUCGUUACUUAAAACAUGAAAGUUUCGUUUAUUUGAAACGCCAAAAAAUAUAUUUAUCGAUGAAUUAGAAUAUGUAGUGAAAUGUUUUGUUCCUUUAUUUGUACAUAAUAAUUUUAGUGAAACCGUACCAGUGCGGUGAUAGAGUUAUGUAUAUGUAUAACUGCGAUUAUGCAUAUUUGAUAUCCUAGCACUCAUAGUAGACCGGGAGUAUGUUCUUUUUUUUCUAAUUUUAUUAUUAGUCUGUUGUUUUAUCUUUUAUUUUCAGAUGUUUUUUUCGAAUGGCGCCCUAUGUAAAUAAAGUCAACCGAAGUUGGUAUACGUAUGAUGAAGUUUUCAGAAAAUUAUCGAUUGUUUUUGGUUAUUGAUGAGUCAAGUUAUGAUACAGCGCAAACUACACGGAUGCAGUCGUUUCUAGGUGUUCUCGAAAAGUCUGUUCGACGAGAAGGAAAUUAAAUUUUAGUGUAUGGAAGGCAAUAAAAAUGAUUUUUGCUGCUUCGAACCAAAGAACCUCGCCAUUUUUGUUUUUUGUUAAACGCGACGUACCAAAUGGUGCGAAUUGUAAAUGCUCAAUUUUUUUUGUUGUAACGAAAUUACCUAGUCAUUAGGGAUGUCGAACAGUUUCGAGAAACGAAGAAAGAAUGCAUCUGCGUUAUCUGUGUCUAAACAGAGUGAGUGGUAAGCACAGGCCCUUCUGACCUCAGUGUGACGAAAGGUCCCAGUAUUUGACGGAGACAAGGGACAGUACUGAAAUUCACCGAACUGCGAUACUUGUCAAGUAAUAAUAAGUUAGGUCGGAUAGUAAGCAGACCAGUACCUCAAAUUAUCAAGGUUGGUACUUAUAGGGAUUAGUUGAAUCGCGUUUUAUUCAUUUCUGCUUUUCUAGCAGAAGAUGAAGUUAUUAAUAGUAUUGGACUAGGUAAAUUGAAAGUUUGUAAAACAUAUUUGAUAAUAUUAGUAAGAGAUGAUGAAAUCCCGUUAACUUAGGUUGAAAUUCAAAAUUGAUCCUCUUUCGGCUUUAGGUAAAAUUUUAUAUGGCUAAAUUGAAUUAUUGGCAUCGAGCUGUGAUACCAGCAGUAAUUUUGGAGCGUUUUUUAAAUGAAUUUUAUGAGUAUUUGAUAAAGUGAGGGUGUUUUUUAUACAUAUAGGAAAGGAAGUUGGUCCAUUUAGACGUUUUAAUAACAUUGAGGUGCUGGUCUUAUUGUUGGUAGGGAAAUAAUGUUUGAAAGAAAAAAAAUAUUAGCGUCAUCGACAUGAGGUAAUGAGAGAGUUCAUUGGAAUGGAACUAUUGUAGGGUUUAAAUCCGCUGGUCUUUUUAAUGCAUUUCUUGAUUAAGGAGUAAUCUUUUUCCAAAUUUCAAUGGGCAGUCAAUUUUGAGUAUUCAUAUUUGUUAUUUUUACCAGAAGAUCAAUUCAAAAGGUUUAAAGUUAGACAUGCUGAAGAAGUAAAUUCGCAUAAUAUUCAGAAUUGAACAGCCCGGCCCUUUUUGUUGUAAAAUGAAGACUGGGUGUAAUAUAGUAAUAAUAUUUAAGUGUGUUCUGGAGAAAUAUUCAAUAAACAUAAUGGAAAUAUUCUGUCUUACUGUUCCUUUGUGAUAAACUUUUGAAACAUCCUUUUUCAGUGCCCGAUUGAUUACACAAAGAAAUAAUUGUGUUUUCUAAUGAACAUAACAGUUACAACACACUGAACUAUUUAUUAUUCUAUAUAGAAUUUUUAUGAUGUUGUUUGAUAUCUAAACUUUGUCGGUUCGAAUGUCUUCCCUUUCAUUAACUCAUACAGUGUGAUAGUUAUCAAUUUUCUAGAGUUUUGAACCAACAAAGAGAGCUAUAAGAUGGUGGAAACUUGAACUUUUGUGACACUUUCUCAAGAAAAAUUUAAUUUUCAUUUAUUCAAUAGAACGGUGUUGGUAUUUUUUCUGAAUAAUUGCAGGAAAGAUUCUUUGUCGAAAAAAAAUUGGAACAACUUCUACUUUUUGACAAAUAAUCAUCUCACAAAUGUUUUCUCACUUAUUUUUUGUACUCUUUCACUCCAAAUUGUUCACCCUCUCUUUGUUGCUUUGAUUUCUGCAUGUUUCCUUGAUACGUAUUUCAUUGUCCUCUUCAAUCAUCUUUAGAGUGAAUAUAAAUUUAAAAUUACUUUUUUUCUGGUUGGUAGUUAAUGCAAGUCCGAAAUGUGGACCGUAUCAAGGGAACUUCUGGUACCCUUUCAGCAAAUUUGAGCAUUUUCUGCGGGAAGGCACAUUCUUUGAAUUCUUCAUGUUUAAGGAUAAGAUAGAUACAGAUAAGAAAUUGAAAAUGUUUAGAAUGUCACACACAAACAGAUUUACUUUCUUUACUUUUCAACAUGAUAUGAUUCUCAUUGAGAACGAAAUGGAAAUUAUUGUACUGGAAUCAUGGGCUUAAGAAAGCUUCUCUGUUAAUGCUUGAAAUAGCACUGUAUUAUAAAUAUGUUUUUUCAUUUCAGAUCUUUCAUAAAGAUCAGUCCAUAUCUGUAGUUAAGAUCCCCAUUGCUCUUGUAUGCCGACAAUUUUGAGAAGAAAGAAAAUUAUAUUAAUUUUCGUUCACCAUAUUGCACAUUUUAAGAUUUAGAUAGAGGUACUAGGCUGGUUUUUUGUAGGAGACAAUUAGAGAAAGUUGACUAGUUGAUAGUUUAUCACAGAAAUUUGACUUCACAAGAACAAUUGGCUCUUUUUAGAUUAGAUGUUUGACUUGGUGCAUCAUCUUUACAUUCCUGAAUUUCUGCAGGGAACAUUUGAUUUGGAAUCAGAUUGGGACUCGGGUUCCCAACAAUUUAUUCAAGGCAUACUAUAGCAAUGAACUCUUGUCCGAUUUGACUGGCUUACAUUUCAACUAAGAACAAUUUUACCUCACAGAUUGAAUGAAGUAAAUGUAGAAGUGUAUUGCUAGUCGAAUUUGUUGUUAGUGUUCUUGUCUGAAAUCAUUACAUGCACACAUUUGAUCUUCAAUAUUAUGUUAGUUGUGUGCCUCCAUAAAUCAUACUUAUGUUUGUGUCGCUUGUAUCAUACAAAAAAUUUGAAUAAAAAUGUGAAAAUAUAA
Harmonia axyridis is the source of this 6524-nucleotide messenger RNA. RefSeq names its product transcription factor AP-4 (gene crp). The transcript is spliced from 4 exons. Gene Ontology annotation, cellular component: nucleus. Lineage: Eukaryota; Metazoa; Arthropoda; Insecta; Coleoptera; Coccinellidae. The coding region runs from base 1585 to 2721 and encodes 378 amino acids. Gene Ontology annotation, molecular function: protein dimerization activity; RNA polymerase II cis-regulatory region sequence-specific DNA binding; DNA-binding transcription factor activity, RNA polymerase II-specific. Gene Ontology annotation, biological process: regulation of transcription by RNA polymerase II. The record is from RefSeq and is a predicted model, not a curated record.